Messenger RNA from Hypoxylon trugodes, 3049 nucleotides. Its product is annotated as 6-phosphofructokinase. Gene Ontology annotation, cellular component: mitochondrion; 6-phosphofructokinase complex; cytoplasm. NCBI's taxonomy places the organism in Eukaryota, Fungi, Ascomycota, Sordariomycetes, Xylariales, Hypoxylaceae. The coding region runs from base 506 to 2875 and encodes 789 amino acids. The record is from RefSeq and is a predicted model, not a curated record. Gene Ontology annotation, biological process: fructose 6-phosphate metabolic process; canonical glycolysis; fructose 1,6-bisphosphate metabolic process. Gene Ontology annotation, molecular function: 6-phosphofructokinase activity; fructose-6-phosphate binding; AMP binding. The transcript is spliced from 4 exons.
GAGCUUUCUUCACCAAAAAUUACGUACCUAUAGGUUAUUUUUUCCUUCUAAAGGAAUGACAUACCUUAUACCUCACAAUUUUAAUGCAGGUGAGAGAAGGAAGGUAAGCCGUCCUUCCUCCUUUUUUUCUGUUUUUUCCCUCGUCACAUCACAUUCUCUGUACUACAACCUACGAAACACGAACCAAAGACGGUUCGUUCCCUAUCGAACUACAUAUCUAUAGGUAUCUCCUGACACCCUUUUUGCUCGAGGCCAUCCCCGUGGGCUGAUUCGAGCUCGAAAAGAACGCAUCGGACGGCUUCGCUAGUAUAUUACCCCCUUACUCGUCCUCACAUGUAGCUCAACCUCCGAUCUCAACCUAAGAUACAUUGACUGGACUACCACCCAUAGUUAUCCAGUAAAGCUAGAAAGCUCCUAUCUCUACAUAUAUCCCUCUCUUCUACAUAUCCAACUUCCAUAUCCUUUAAAAUAUUAUACCUUUAUACGCUUCCUCAUAUCUAUCAACAUGGCUACGCCGAAGAAGAAGAUCGCCGUCAUGACCUCCGGUGGUGACUCGCCGGGCAUGAACGCAGUCGUACGAGCAGUCGUACGAAUGGCCAUUCACAUGGGGUGCGAUCCCUUUUGCGUCUACGAAGGUUACGAAGGUUUAGUUCAAGGCGGAAAUUUCAUCCGACAGAUGGCAUGGAAUGAUGUCCGAGGCUACCUCUCCGAAGGUGGUACCCUCAUAGGCACCGCCCGAUGUAUGGCUUUCUACGAACGCCCAGGUCGUCUAACCGCCGCUAAGAACAUGAUCCUGAACGGAAUUGACGCUCUUAUCAUCUGCGGUGGUGAUGGUUCUCUUACUGGUGCAGACAAAUUCCGAGCCGAAUGGCCUUCCCUAAUCGACGAGCUCGUAUCGACCGGUCAGCUAGAAGCGAAACAGGUCGAACCGUAUAAACAUCUCAACAUUGUAGGGCUCGUUGGCUCCAUCGACAAUGACCUUUCCGGAACCGACGCAACAAUUGGUGCAUAUUCGGCUUUGGCGCGUAUUUGUGAAAUGGUAGAUUAUAUUGAGGCAACCGCCUCUUCGCAUUCGCGCGCUUUCGUUAUAGAGGUCAUGGGAAGACAUUGUGGUUGGCUCGCCCUAAUGGCAGGUGUGGCUACUGGUGCAGAUUUCAUCUUUAUUCCGGAGAAACCUAGGGAGGAUAACUGGCAGGAGGAGAUGCGACAGGUCAUCAGAAAGCACCGUGACUGGGGAAAACGUAAAACCAUCGUCAUCAUCGCAGAAGGUGCCCUCGAUAGACACGGAAACAAGAUUACGCCAUCAAUGGUAAAGGAUCUUCUUGCGGAUAAACAGGGUCUAGCUCUCGACACCCGCAUUACAACCCUCGGCCACGUCCAAAGAGGAGGAACAGCGGUGGCGUAUGACAGGAUGCUCGCUACAUUACAAGGAGUUGAGGCUGUCAAAGCUGUACUAGAGGCAACCCCUGAGACCGAAACUUGCUUCAUCGCUAUCACCGAGAACAAGAUCGUUCGCAAGCCUCUAAUGGCAGCCGUACAAGAGACCAAAUCGGUAGCUAAAGCUAUCGAGGCCCAAGAUUUCGACAAGGCCAUGUCUCUGCGCGACACCGAAUUCUCCGACCAAUAUAAGUCCUAUAUGAUGACUACUACUAUGGGCCUUGAUCAAGACAUACAUCUAGAAGUCAAUAAAAGAAUGAAGAUUGGGUUUAUAAAUGUUGGAGCACCCGCCGGCGGUAUGAACGCUGCUAUUCGUGCAGGUGUGGCUUACUGUCGAUCUCGUGGACACGAGCCUCUCGCUAUCCAUAAUGGUUUCGCUGGCUUUGCAAGGCAUCACGGCGAUGAGCCUCUCGGUGCCGUACGACACUUCGACUGGCUUGAGGUUGACGGCUGGGCGAGCAAAGGAGGUUCGGAAAUCGGAACGAACCGUGAACUCCCCGAAGAAUCCGGGAUGGAGCUGAUCGCCAAGUUAAUUGAGAAGUAUGAAUUCGAUGCCUUGUUCCUGAUCGGCGGCUUUGAAGCCUUCCAUGCGAUUUCACAACUACGCAAGGCUAGGUCCAGGUUCCCCUCGCUUUGCAUUCCCAUGACCUUGUUGCCAGCGACUAUUUCGAACAAUGUCCCGGGAACAGAAUACUCUCUAGGCUCUGAUACUUGUUUGAACGAGCUUGUUGCAUACUGUGACAAGAUCAAGCAAUCCGCUUCAGCCACCCGAAGACGAGUUUUCGUCAUCGAAACUCAGGGUGGCCGAUGUGGAUAUGUGGCGGUCCUAGGAGGGCUAGGUGUAGGUGCCAGUGCGGUUUACAUCCCAGAGGAGGGUAUCAGUUUGGAGAUGCUAAACGCAGAUGUCGGGCAUCUAAAAGAGGUUUUCAGAAAGGAUAGGGGUCAAUCACGAGCAGGUCGAUUGAUCCUUGUUAAUGAGAAGGCAAGCAAAGUCUUCUCCGCUAAGCUCAUCGCGGACAUUAUCCGCGAAGAAGCUCACGAUCGGUUCGAGUCUCGAGACAGCAUUCCGGGCCAUGUUCAACAGGGUGGUGUUCCGUCAGCAAUGGACAGGUGUCGUGCUGUCAGGCUAGCCAUCAAGUGCAUACAACAUCUCGAGAAGUACGGGCCUAAGCCUCAGAAGACACCCGAGAACAUCACCAAGGAUCCUCUAAGUGCAUCUGUUAUCGGUAUUAAGGGCGCGGACGUGGCAUUCUCGCCCAUGGAACAACUAGAGGUGAACGAAACCGACUGGAAGAACCGCCGUCCGACGGCGGCUCAGUGGCUGGAUAACAAGGAGGUCGUAGAUAUCCUUGGUGGGCGUCCGACGUACCCGUUACCAGAAAAAAGCCUGGUCGGUCUAACGGCCAAGGACGCGAAACGCGGGCUGAUUAAGGAAUAAAAUGGCUACUUAAGGGGACGGAUGGGCGGCGGGCUGGGUCGGGGUUUAAGGGAUAGAACAUUGGCGCAUUACCUCAGGUAGAUAGAUUGGAACGGUUAUGCGUGCAUGAUUAUGAGCAUUCGUUCGGGAAUAAGGUUGAGCUUUGACUUAUCAAAAUAAAUUCAUUACUCCGAA